GGUGUGAAAGUGCUGAGUAUCAUUGACUGUGGCCCUAAGUGAGGGUGAACGGGAGUGAGUUUCAGCGAGUGUGAACGUUGAGUGAGUACUUAUGCCUGUCAGUUUCCUUCCGUCCAUAUUUGCUUCUUUCCUUCCUUCGUAGGUUCGUUCUUUCUGUUUCUUUUUUUCUUGGUCCGUAGGGCCACGGUUGCUCAUUCUGGCCUAGCCGAGAUAACGAGCGCAUGCCGGCCGCGAUAAGACCUGUCGACGGCUGAAAGACAGACGAAGCCGCGCUCACAGCCGCCGCGACCUUCGUCGCGAUGUCGUUGCCGGCUCAGUAUCUCGCGUGAUUAGAGAGCAAACGACUAAAUAUAAAAAGCGGCAAUGAUUGCCUCCUUUCGUUGGCGCCAGCUGCACGACGACAGAGAGUCAGACAGCUGCGGCUGCUUGAAAAACAAAAACCGGUUCUCAGUCGGCAGAAGCGCUUUCGACGCGCACAUUUCCGAACCGUAGUGGUUGUUCUUAGGAACGGUUAAAGUUAUCUGAGCAAAAUUAUGUCAGCUACAAAGUUUCAAGAUGCUGUGUAUCGCGCCGUCGACGACAACGCCGCCGAUCUGCGCAGCGUCAGUCGGUUUUUGUGGGACAACCCCGAACUGGCGCUCCAAGAAGUGAAGUGUCACCAGUGGUUGACGGAUUUCCUCGAAGCUCGGGACUUCGAUGUGACGCGACACUUUCUGCUGGACACUGCGUUCAAGGCUGAAUUCGUCGCCCCUGGGGGAUCUGAUGGUCCCACGGUAGCCUUCCUCGCAGAGUACGAUGCCCUCCCGGACAUGGGGCAUGCAUGUGGGCACAACCUUAUCGCUGAGAAUGCCAUCGGUGCUGCCAUUGCGGUCCAGGAAACAAUGAAGACGUUUAAGAGCAUACGCGGCAAGAUUGUUGUCCUCGGUACACCGGCCGAAGAAAGCUGCGGCGGUAAGGAGCUUCUGGUCGAAAAGGGCGCUCUGAAAGGCAUCGACGCCGCAAUCAUGUGCCACCCUGGACGGAGAGACGUGUUGAGGUUGGCUUUCACCGCAACACAACAGAUGGUGAUCCGUUUCAAGGGCAAGGCGGCUCACGCGGCCGCAUCUCCGUGGGAAGGGUUGAAUGCCCUGGAUGCUGCCGUUUCCUCGUACCUGAACAUCGGCCUUCUUCGUCAACAGAUCAGGCCCACGUCUAAAAUUCAAGGCAUCAUCGUGCACGGUGGUACGUACCCCAACAUCAUUCCCGAAGAGAGCGAGCUCAAGUACCACGUGAGGGCGCCCAGCACGGACGAGCUGGUCGAUCUGGUGCGAAGAGUGGAGAACUGCUUCCACGGCGCCGCACAGGCCACCGGAUGCUCGGUCGAGAUCGAGAGGGGCACCCUCUACAAGCACGUCAUACAGAACGCCGCCAUUGCCAGGGCGUACAGGAAGCACGCACAAGCACUGGGCUUCGAGUUCCAGGACGCUGACAUGACCGAGCAACCUCCCACCGGUGCGUCGACCGACUGUGGCAACGUGUCUCAUCGCAUCCCCACAGCUCAUCCGGUCUACUCGCUGGGCAGUGGCGCCAGAAACCACACGCGCGAGUUCGCCGAGGACGCCAACUCCGAGGAGGCCCAGGCACCCACACUAAGGGUCGCCAAGGCCCUGGCCCUCACCGCGCUCGACCUGCUCACCGACCCGCAACUGAUGGACGAGGCGCGCAAGGAGUUUGCGGCACACGGACUAACAAGCCCUUAACCAAACAAGCCAAGCCGCGUGUAACACUACUGGACCCGGUCGCAACCGUUCUGUUCAAAAUGGGGCUCAACUUUGUUCAUUAACUCCGAGAGUUUGUCGAAUCUGUUCGUUCUGUUGUUGUUUCGUCACUUGUGCAUUAGGGUCAUGUUGAAUUUUUAUGACACCACCGUUUCUUAGAAAUGGUAGAAUGCGUGAUUUGAAUAAAUACGUUUGCCAGUAAAUAUUUUCUUUAGCUCGGCGCGAGCUUGCAUGGUGAAUGAAU
Dermacentor silvarum is the source of this 2001-nucleotide messenger RNA. RefSeq names its product xaa-Arg dipeptidase-like. Gene Ontology annotation, molecular function: dipeptidase activity. The record is from RefSeq and is a predicted model, not a curated record. NCBI's taxonomy places the organism in Eukaryota, Metazoa, Arthropoda, Arachnida, Ixodida, Ixodidae.